GUUUCUUGCCUUCUGAGUUUGCAGAGCGUUCAGUGAAUACAUACCAGGAAGAAUGCCAACUGAGCUUGCAGGAGAUCAAAGAGCUAUUGCUGGAAAGCUAGCAGCUCGCUAUGAUUCAAGUAUGGAGGCAGAAGUCAUUGGGUGGUUUAAGACUCUAUUGGACAUUGAAAUAGCACCAGGAAUGAGAAAUGUUGAAAAGGAGUUGAGAAGUGGAGUUCAUCUUGUGAAAUUGGCUUUAUUCAUACAAGAACACACGCCAAACCCACCACCCGCUGCUAAAAAGUUGCGUCUAAAGCCUAACACAAUGGCCGCACCAUUUAAGCAAAGGGAGAAUAUUCAACAAUUUGUAUCCUUUUGUGAAAAAUACGGAAUGUCGAAUACCAGCCUUUUCCAAACCAUCGAUCUUUAUGAGGGUCAUAAUAUGGCUCAAGUCCUAUCCUGCAUUCAGCAAUUGGGAACAGAAUGCCAGAGAAAUGGCUUCACUAAAGCUACAAUUGGUCCGAAACCUACUGAAAAACACGUCGUAGAGUUUACUGAAGAGCAACUGAGAGCUGGUCAAUCUAUCAUUGGUUUACAGGCUGGUACUAACAAAGGUGCUUCCCAAGCCGGUAUGAAAAUUGGAGGAGCUAGACACGUGGCGGAUAUCCGAGCUGAUGACAUGUCGAAGGAGGGUCAAGGUGUUAUUGGGCUACAAGCGGGUAGCAAUAAAGGAGCGUCUCAAGCAGGCAUGAAGAUAGGCGGGGCAAGGCAUGUGGCUGAUAUUCGAGCGGACGAUAUGUCGAAAGAAGGCCAAGGAGUUAUAGGCUUACAAGCAGGAAGUAACAAGGGAGCAUCUCAAUCAGGCAUGAAAAUUGGAGGAACUAGACAUGUGGCUGAUAUUUCAGCGGGUGAAAUGUCCAGAGAAGGACAAUCAGUAAUUGGCCUUCAAUCUGGUAGUAAUAAGGGUGCAAGUCAAUCUGGUAUGUCUUUCGGAGGGACUAGACAUGCUGGCGAUAUUUCCUCUAAUGCUAUGUCUAGAGAGGGUCAGGCUGUCAUCGGAUUGCAAGCUGGCUCAAAUAAAGGAGCAAGUCAAAGUGGAAUGAAUUUCGGCGGAAGUAGACACAUUGCCGACAGUAAAGUCGGUGAAAUGAGUAAGGAGGGACAGACAGUAAUUGGACUUCAGAUGGGAACUAACAAAGGCGCGAGUCAGAGUGGAAUGGCCAUGGGAGCUGCAAGAGGGGUUGCUGAUAUGAAAAUAUCCGACAUGGAUCAAGCAAGUAAGGGUGUGGUUAACUUGCAAUAUGGAUCCACUGCUGGUGACAGUCAAAAGGGAAUGCAUAUAGGAGGUAGAAGAAAUAUCACGAAUUAA
Dimorphilus gyrociliatus is the source of this 1348-nucleotide messenger RNA. The record is from the annotation of a GenBank genome assembly. NCBI's taxonomy places the organism in Eukaryota, Metazoa, Annelida, Polychaeta, Dinophilidae.